GAAUGCUGACGGAAAGGAAGUUUGGAAGCGGAUCAUUCGACAGUUUUUAACAGCGAUUAUUUCAUUCUGUUUAUUAAAGUUCUCAUAAAGGUGUAGCACCAGUGAGGAUGGAGGAGUUUCCACCAUCGUUUUUGUCUGUGAAACAUGAUGAUCAUGAUGAGUCGUGGUGUUUCGUCUCUGUGAGUCAGAAGACUGUGGUCUGCGUGGCAUGUCUCAUUGACCAGAUGGAUAACCGAGACCUGUCGGUGGUCCAGAGGAAACUGACACUGGCGGUGUUCACUGGUGUGUUGAGAGAGGUACCUGACAUCACCGCACUAUUCAAGAGCAGACCUCCACUUGGCAGCUAUGUUGUCAACCUGCUUAUUAACAUGUUCCAGGAGAAGGAGGUGUUCAUAGAGCCAGCAGUGGAAGCUUGCUAUACUUUGCUGCAGAGUGUUCAGUCGGAUUCCUUGAUGCGACAUGUUUUGAACAACUUCCAAGAGCAGUUACAAUGGGUCCCCAAUGUGAACCAAAUUAAGCCGUUCAUGUUACUGGUCGGUCAGUUGGCAGCUACCUCAGAAGCCUUUGGAGCUCGCUUGUUGAAACACCACGAGUCUAUUUUGCUGGAGCUGACGUCCAUGAAGACGAGUGACGCGGAUUUCCAGUCGGGUGUCAUGUUCGUCCUCGUUCAGUUGUUCUUCAGCAGUGGCCAGCCCCAUGUGUCCACAGCGCUCAAGCGCAGAGUCUGCACUCUGGUGAUCACAACACUGAACGAAGCGAAGGUUCUCGAUUUACAGAUAAACCUGCUAGCUCUCCUGAAAAAGCUGGUGAGGGACCCUGAGUGUUCAGUCCUGCUGAUGGAGUUGACCCCUAAGAAACAGUCUCUGGUGCUCGCCCUCAAGAAGGUCUUCCUCACCAAACAGGAAGUCCUACAGACCGCGGCUGCACAGAGCAUAUUCGGCCUGCUGACCAGCGCCGACACAGACGUCUUUGUCAGGCAGCUCCUCGACAGUGAUCUUAUAGAAUUCUUUUUUGAAGCUUUACACACACAGAAUGGAAUGCAGUUAGAAUCUCUGUUCAAUGUUCUCCAUGCACUCACCAAUUUUGAGCCGUUUUUCUCUCGCUGUCAUGCUGUAUAUGGGGUUGAGUCUGUGUUAAUGGCUAUUGGAAUACUCAUGAAGAUAAAGAACUUCAAUGUUCUUGAAAAGGCUUUUGUGUUGCUUGACUCCAUGCUUGUACGACAGCCCCUCAGCAUCCCUCUGUUUGUGAACAAUGCAUCAGCCAUGCACUGCUUGUCGAAGGUGGACCAGGGCCUUCACUGUAACCACCUGCCUGUUUUCGUACAGGUGCUCAGCUGUACCAACCACCUGUUCAGAGAGGAGUAUCUGCCUCGACCGUACCCGUAUUUUAUUAUUGUGAACAUGUUGAAGAACGCAAUGUGCAAACUGAACGACCUGAUCCAGGCUCCCAGCCAGGAGAUCAUCGAUCUAUACUCUACCAUAGUGUCGGCAGCAGCCAGAUUUUGCCAGCCCAAACUUGUGAGUUCUUCCAAAGACAGGCAAAGCAAAGAAUCAGCUUCAGAGGUGGAUACGGACAUUGCAGAGAUAAAAAACAUUUUACUUGAAAUUGCAGAGGAGCACCUGCUACCUUGGAUAUGUAAAGUGUGGAGUGAGACCGACACGACACACAAGGAAGUUGUCCAGUCGUUCAACAGUCUGUACGACAUGGACACCUCCAUCAUGGCCGACUUCUCCAUCAGAGUGGCAGGGUCGGGGCUCGCGGUCAAGGUCAUCGUACUCAAAGAGUGGACACGAGAUGACAUCAGGAAAAUAAAGCCCAUUCUGGAUGAGUUUCUGAUCAACGUCUUCUCGCAGCUGGUGGAACAAGACAUCCUCAUGUACACGAAGCUGCCCGACUGGUUCCAGCAUGGCCUCAACAAUCUGAAAUUAAGUGACUGGGAAGUUGGCGAUCUUCUGGCAGUCACAGACUUGGAGGCGUCUCAGGUUCUCAUCACUGUUCUCUAUUUCUCCUACAUCUACGGAUUCGCAGAGUGGUCGGUGGAAGAUCUUCAACACAUCAUCAUCAGCUUCCUUGCUGGCUGUGUGGAUUUCAGUUCUUUGCCCUUGCUGUGUGUCAAACACUGUCUGUUUCUUUGUGCAUGGGCCCAGAGCAAUAAUAAUGUUACAGAUUUGCUGUAUGAGAGUGAAGCGUUCCGCUCUCUGCUGUUGAUGCUGUCGUCAUGCUCCCUGGAGGCGUGGUACACCCACCACCCCAUCAUGUUCAUGUGGAGCUUCAGCAACACCCUCCUCUCAGACACCUGGGGCGACAAGCUGCUUGAGUGCUGGCUACCAACUAUAGACAUGUCUAGCUUGGAUAACAGUCGGACACAUGACCCAGAUGUUGACCUUCUUGGUAGCCUACUUUACUGUGAAAACUUUCUCAACACACUGCUAAAAAUUGUGAGUCAGGCAAAGGAACAGUUAUCAAACACUGCAACACACAUUGGUAAAUGGAUCAUUUCUAAGCUGGAGACUCAGCCCGGUGAUGCCCAGGACCCUGGUGUUGUGCUGCACUGGCUAUAUGAACAGUCUUCUAAACAGCUUAACGACUUGUUCCUCCAACAAACAGAGACUGAAGAGUACCAGUUGGUCAACAUGCUUUCACUUAUCACCUGUUUGAUGACUGACCAGUACAAGAAGGACGAGAUUGACAAUUGGAACGUGAAAUCUGUGUAUCACGUGGUAAAGCAUGUUGGCAGCUUGUCGAGCAUUGACAGCCCAAGUCUCUAUCAGAGUUUGCUGUACCUGGCAAAGUUCUCGGACCUCUCAGAACCCGACUAUAAGAAAGUGAUCCCGGUGAUGACGCAGAACAUUGACUUCAUGAGGAUGUUGAACCUGUGUUUAACAAGCCAUGACUCCGCCCUCGUCAAUGUGGUGUCUCGAUUCAUAGCCUGGAUGUCGACCUACCCCAGAGAGAUAAGUACGAGCUGCCCGAUCCAGGUGAGUUCUGAGUUCCUGCUGAAGCUGCUGACCAACAUCAAUGACACCAGUGAGUUAACCCUCGGCCUGCUCAGUCUCAUUUCCGCGGCCCUCUCCCCUGACUCACGCGGCUCUGGCCCGCUCGUCUUCACCAAACACAGUGUGCUGGAGGACACGCCAUUCUUCACGCCUCGCGACGCCCGCCUCAUCUACAUCCAUCUACAGCAGCUCGUCUGUCAGGACGACACAAGAGUACGAAAACUGGCUGUUAGAUGUGUGGAGAGACUUCUUGUCUAUGCUGACGUUGUCCACGGUGAUUUAGGUAUUCAGCUUCUCUCUCACCCAUGGAACAAACUGUGGGUGGAGACUCUUCUCCAGUUUGACAGUGAUGGCGGUCUUUCUACAGAAACAGCCAAGUUAGUUAUAGCAAUGUGCAGCAAACCCGAAGGGGAAGGUGUAAUAUCACAGAUCUGUGACGUCUUCCUACGAUCUCUGUCCCACUCUAGUCUCACUCACAAGUGUGCAAGUUUAGUGAAGCAGGCACAUUUGCUGGACAAACCGUUCUUCAUGGAGUCUGCUCAACCAGAGCUGAUUGCUGCGGCUAAACAGAAUCUCAGAAGACUUCUAUCCAGUGGCAUCUUAGUUGUUCAAGAACCAAGUUAACACUUGUAUCCAGUGGCAUCUUAGUUGUUCAAGAACCAAGUUAACACGUCUGUCCAGUGGCAUCUUAGUUGUUCAAGAACCAUGUUAACACAUAUGUCCAGUGGCAUCUUAGUUGUUCAAGAACCAAGUUAACACUUCUAUCCAGUGGCAUCUUAGUUAUUCAAGAACCAAGUUAACACUUCUGUUCAGUGGCAUCUUAGUUGUUCAAGAACCAAGUUAACACUUCUAUCCAGUGGCAUCUUAGUUGUUCAAGAACCAAGUUAACACGUCUGUCCAGUGGCAUCUUAGUUGUUCAAGAACCAAGUUAACACGUCUGUCCAGUGACAUCUUAGUUGUUCAAGAACCAAGUUAACACAUUGCUCACCCAAAACUUGAUAAGAACCAAGUUAACACAUUGGUUGCACCACCCUGAAAACUGUUGAUAAAAACCAAGUUAACACAUUGCUGGCACCACCCUGGAAACAAUUGAUAAGAACCAUGUUAACACAUUGCUUGCACUACCCUGAAGAGUACUGAUAAGAUCCAAGUUAACACAUUGCUUGCAUUUUCCUGAAAACUCGUCAAGAACCAAGUUAACACACUGCUCGCAUCAUCCCGAAAACUAUUGAUAAGAUACAAGUUGACACAUUACUCGCAUCACCCUGAAAACUCAUCAAGAACCAAGUUAACACAUUGCUCACACCACCCUGAAAAUUAUUGUCAAGAGCCAAGUUGACACACUGCUCGCAUCAUCCUGAAAACUAUUGAUAAGAUACAAGUUGACACAUUACUCGUAUCACCCUGAAAACUAACCAAGAACCAAGUUAACACAUUGCUCACACCACCCUAAAAACUAUCAAUAAACAGCAAGUCAACACAUUGCUUGCACCACCCUGAAAACUAUUGAUAAGAACCACGUUAACACAUUGCUCACAUGACCCUGAAAACUAUCGUCAAGAACUAAGUUAGCACAUUGCUCGAAUCAGCCUCUAAACUAUUGAUAAGAACCAAGUUAACAUAUUGCUCGCAAUUUCCUGAAAACUAUCAUCAAGAACCAAGUUAACACAUUGCUCGCAUCACCCUGAAAACUAUAGUCAAGAAACAAGUUAACACAUUGCUCAAUCAUCCUGAAAAUUAUUGAUAAGAACCACAUUAACACAUUGCUCCAACCACCUUGAAAACUAUCGUCAAGAACCAAGUUAACACAUUGCUUGCAUCACCCUGAAAACUUGAUAAGAAUCAAGUUAACACAUUGCUCGCAUCAUCCUGAAAACUGUCGUCAAGAACCAAGUCAACACAUUGCUUGCAUCACCCUGAAAACUCGAUAAGAAUCAAGUUAACACAUUGCUCCCAUCACCCUGAAAACUAUUGUGAAGAACCAAGUUAGUACAUUGCUCGCAUCACCCUGAAAAUUAUUGAUAAGAACCACAUUAACACAUUGCUCGAACCACCUUGAAAACUAUUGAUAAGAGCCACGUUAGCACAUUGUUCGUAUCACCCUGAAAACUAU
Molecule: messenger RNA, 5109 nt
Organism: Gigantopelta aegis
Lineage: Eukaryota; Metazoa; Mollusca; Gastropoda; Neomphalida; Peltospiridae
Product: meiosis inhibitor protein 1-like
Exons: 30
Coding region: 108-3620 (1170 amino acids)
Biological process (GO): meiosis I
Source: RefSeq, a predicted model, not a curated record